Molecule: messenger RNA, 1574 nt
Organism: Tuber melanosporum (Perigord truffle)
Lineage: Eukaryota; Fungi; Ascomycota; Pezizomycetes; Pezizales; Tuberaceae
Exons: 5
Coding region: 74-1498 (474 amino acids)
Biological process (GO): L-valine catabolic process
Cellular component (GO): mitochondrion
Molecular function (GO): 3-hydroxyisobutyryl-CoA hydrolase activity
Source: RefSeq, a predicted model, not a curated record
GAUACCCAUGGUGUUAAAGCCUUCGCUCUGCACGAGAGUUACCCUAGGUCUCUUCCACUCGAAACCGUGGACGAUGCCUCUCCGCGCAAAGAUCUUGAGACCUGGCUUUUCCUCUCAACAAAAGAUGUUUGCCUCUUCUCUAGUGAUAAAGGAACAAGAGGGGGAUGCGCCCCAUGACGUACUUUUCGGUUCAACAUAUGGAGUUCGCACGAUCGAACUUAAUCGACCCGGGUCUCUGAACGCUCUGAAUGGCUCAAUGGCACGAAAGAUUGUUCCCCGGUUACGAGAAUGGGAAAAAUCACAAAUGGCAAACAUAAUAAUCCUCAAGGGCGCUGGAAGGGCCCUAUGUUCUGGGGGGGAUGUAGCGGCACUUGUGGAGUCCAUUAAGGGCGAAGGGCCGAUUGGCGUUCAGAAGGCGGUAAGGUACUUUGAAUUGGAAUACAGGCUCGACCACCUUGUUGCUACCUAUCCUAAGCCGUAUGUUGCGUUCAUGGACGGGAUCACAAUGGGCGGAGGAGUUGGAUUGAGCAUUCAUGCCCCAUUCCGAAUCGCCACGGAGAAUACUUUAUUCGCUAUGCCCGAGACAAAGAUUGGAUUCUUCCCCGACGUCGGAGGCUCGUUCUUCUUGCCAAGACUUGAUGGGGAGAUCGGGACUUAUCUUGCUUUGACGAGCGAGGGAUUAAAGGGUGUUCAGGCUUUUUACUCUGGUCUCGCGACUCACUACAUUCACUCCACCAGUCUACCGGACCUGGAGGCGAGACUGGCAGAGCUUGUUUUUGGCGACUAUCAACCCCUCAAAGAGCGUUGGGAAAUUGUUGAUAGCACAAUUGAGGAGUUUGUCACUGGUUUGCCAGAAGAUACACCCAUUCAGCUAUCCGGUGAAAUCCGGAAGGCAAUCGACCGAUGUUUCAGGUUCAACACAAUCGAAAAGAUCCUCGAAGCACUGACUCGAGAAGACUCCGAUUGGGCGCGCGAGACGUUCGAGACAAUAAAGUCCCGCUCCCCAACCUCGGUCCGCGUCACGCUCCGCCAAUUACGCGCGGGCAAGGAAUGGACCAUCUCAGAGACCUUCCAGCGAGAGCUGCACAUGGCAACGAAAUUUUUGGAAGGGAAGGACUUUGUGGAAGGCGUUGAUGCACUGCUCCUCUCCAAGACGUCGGACCCCAAAUGGGAUCCCCCGACUCUAAAAUCCUCGGACGAGAGCGUUACAGCCCCUUACUUCACGGUUGAGGAAGGGGACAGACCUCGCUUGCAGCUCCUCCGCGAUGAAUCCGACGCCGGCUUCGUCGAUUACAAGCAGUACCCGCACGCGAAAAUUGGCCUACCGUCCGAGGCGGAGGUACGCCAGUUGAUUCAGGAGCGGAAGAUGCUCCCAGAUGAUAUCAUCCCAUACCUCGUCGAGGACAGGAACGGCAAGAUUGGACUCGUGGAGAAGGUCAGGGAUAUCAUUGACAGGAGAGUUGGUACCGGGGUCGAUCGGGCGGUUUGGGAAGAAUAAUUGGCGGGGUCGGCUUUGGAAUUGUUUUACUCGUUGUAUGAUAAGUAGACAAUAAACUUGGCAUAGUCUGUUGGAA